Molecule: messenger RNA, 1584 nt
Organism: Rhincodon typus (whale shark)
Lineage: Eukaryota; Metazoa; Chordata; Chondrichthyes; Orectolobiformes; Rhincodontidae
Product: fibrinogen-like protein 1-like protein
Exons: 3
Coding region: 79-762 (227 amino acids)
Source: RefSeq, a predicted model, not a curated record
UACACAUCACUCAAGCUCUUCAAAUACAGUGCGCCUUCUAAGCUCUCUGUGACUGGAAUCCUGUUCACAGUGGGAAUUAUGAAAAUGCAGCAAAAAACCUCCUUUCAGAUUGGCUUCUUCCUUUUAGCUUUCAUGGAAAUAAUUUCAGCAGUGCCACAUGACUGCACAGAAAUUCUACGAAAGAACAGGAAUGCUACUUCUGGGCUUUACGUCAUUCAACCUGUCCGAUCCCCUCUGCUUGUGGUCAACUGUGUCAUGAGACGCAAUGGUGGAUGGACAGUAAUUCAAAGUAACACCAGAAAUAGCAAGAUCACGUGGAAGGAGAACUGGACCACAUAUAAAUAUGGCUUCGGUGAUGUGCUGAGUGAUCACUGGUUGGGUAAUGAGUACAUCUAUCUUCUAACCAGGCAGACUCAUUACAAACUGAGAAUACAGUUCAGAGAUCAUCGCAAUGCAAUUAAAUAUGCAGAGUAUUCCUCUUUUUAUUUAGAAGGUGAGAGUGGGAAGUACACCAUCAGACUUGGUCAAUUUUCUGGGAAUGUUUAUGACCAAAUGACCAGACUUACAACCAAUCAAAUGAUUGUUAACCAGGCUUUUACUACAAAGGAUAGAGAUAAUGAUAAUUACAGAAGCUGUUGUGCCUCGAGUCGUGGUGGAUGGUGGUUUGAUGCCUGUGGUUAUGCAUAUCUUAAUAACAAGUCCCCAUACUGGUCUGGAAUUCGCAUUAAUAAAGUCACCAUGAUGGUUCAAGCACUGUGUUAACUGUGGCUUCAGGAAAAAUAUCAGUUUGUUUAUCACUUGUUUAUUCAGUGGCCAUUAACAUUACAUCGCUAUUCUCGGGUAAAAAAAACAAAUUAUUUCCACUAUUACAAAAUUCCAGUAGUGUUCAGUAUCCAGUCUACUCUUAACUCCACUAUAUGCCUCAGUAAUUAUUUUAACUGGGAGGCUUAAAUAUUUACCACUCCUCUCCCUCCCAGUUGCCCCAUUAUUCAUUAUGCUCCUGGAUCCAAAUGCAUUUACUAUCAACAGCUGUUGAUAUUUUCUACCUGUAGGAGCCAUUCAUAGAUGCUAAGUGCCGAGAUAUUGUUCCUUCUGGGCAUCACAAUAUUUAUCAUUGUUCUCAUUCCUUAGGUUGAUGAUCACUGAAUAGAUUAAAUCAAGUUCUUUGCCAGAGGUGUUGUCUUUAUUUCAGGAUGUUAAAAGUUGAUAUAAUCCAGGAUGUUCAUAAAUUCUGAUCUUUCAUGUUACCAUAUAAACACUGCAUCACACCAUGUGCAAGGGAAACUUGACUUUUUUCACAGCUUAAUCUACUUUUGCAAAAUUUUAAUGCAAAAAAAUUAUACACCAAAGCACAUGGGAACAUGCUGGAAGUCUGGAAAAAUAAUCGACAGCAAUAUGUAAAUUUGUGAAGAAAGUUUCAUGACUGCCACUUAGGCUGAUUCAGUUGGGGCGAGCACAUAUUCUAAUCAAACAAGAAUUCCAUAAAUCUGCUUUAGCUCUUUUCCAGAACUGCUUAUUUUAAGUAUCAGUGUAUAUUUGAUUACUGUAAUCUUAACCAAUAAACUUUUGUGAGCAAAGACCUGA